GCGUCACAGAAUCACAGAAUCACCGAGGUUGGAAGCGACCUCCAAGGUCACCGAGUCCAACCUCUGACCUAACGCCAACAAGUCCUCCACUGAACCAUACCACUGGAAGCGGUACACAGGGUGACUCGGCACGCUGGGAUGGAGAGCGAGCGUGACAGGAAAACUCUAUGAGAAAGAAACGAGCUUUAUUUACAACGGUGCUAAAACCGCCGGGACGGAUCAAAGACAAAGCCCAGGAGAAGGGUCACCCUGUCUUGUUGCAGAGCUCCUGUCAGGUCCCAGGAAAUCAGAGGGGACUGCGUUCUAACCAGGCAGCACCUCCUUAGGUGGUAGAGGGCAAGGACUUUGAUCUGAAGCAGAGGGUGACAAGAGUUGCUUUGUUUCUGAACCUAUCAUGGAACAGGAUAUCCAUAGCGAUGGAUUUAACCAGAUGGAGCGCAUGCUAUUGUUUGCUUUCCUGGAGGAGUCCUCUGGUUGUGAGUUUAAAGAGCAGCUGCCAUCCCUACGAAGCCAGGGGAUUGUGUACCCUCUGCAAGACAUUCUCUACUGUGAUGGUGAUGGCGAACUUCAGACCGAUGGGAAUCGGAGUGGCCACUUUCAGAACGGUGAGCAAGUGUUUGACCCUGAGGUAAAUGAAGAAAUUGUCCGGACCAUUGCUGCUCAGCUUGCUGAGAUUGGAGACCAGCUGGAUAAAGAAAUCAAAGCAAAAGUAGUAAAUGAUCUAGUGCAGCACUUCCUGAAUGAGAAUCUGUCUAGAGAGGAGAUAACCCGGUGCCUGUCACAGGCUGUGGAAGUGCUUGCGAGAGCCAUCCCCUCAGACCUGGAACGAGAGAAGGCCAUGUUGGUGCUAGCAAUGGUCUUAACUAAGAAAGUGGCAAAUAAGGUGCCCUUCCUUCUACAGCGUGUCUUCAGCACCACUGUGAACUACAUCAGCCAACACUUCCACGGCUACGUUGCCAGAAUGCUGCACGAGUGAGAGAUCUCCAGCCCUUGGUGUGGAGAGCGGGUUUCUGAAGACUUUAACAUCUGGAUUUGCUCAAAUUACUUCUGUUCUUAACUUCUGAAAUACAGCUGUGAAAGGGAAGGCAGAGCUUUGUAGAUAGGCUUUUGUAGACUAGCACGGCAAUGAUGGUAGUGUAGGCUGCAUGACAGGCCUGCCAGUGCCUGUAAGGUAGAGUGCUUACCCUUGUCUAUUUCACCAGCUUGGGUUUUUUCUUCUCCUUUUCUUCCCCUGUCCCUGUUGGUAGCAGAUGUAGUGCAGGGAGGGUGCGGUGGGCACUGAGCUGUCCCUCCCUGUGUUUCUCCUCGCCAGCUGAUGGGUUCUGCAGGCUGUUGUGCUGCAGCUGGGCCCUGCCAUGUGUGAGCCCUUCCCAAGAAGGCAGCGAGCUGUAGAAGGGGUGGUUUAUCAGCACAGCCCACCAUGGCCUGCGUGUGUGUGGGGGAUCAGCUCCAUCUCAGAGGGGUGCUGGCAGCAAGCAGCCUUUAAGAAAGUAGGGGUGUCUGGCUGGGGAUGGCUAAAGUGAAGGUGCUACAUAAUCAAUCUACAUCAACCCAUGGUUGCUUGAAAAAUCAAAACAAACUUUAGGUACAAGGGUGAAUUGUCGGGGGGAAUGCAGUCUGGCUAUGCUGGAGGAAAGGUAGUCUUUAGCUUUAGCACAGCUUGCCAGAAAGAGAGAGAAGGUAACAGCCGUGUGCCCGGCAGUGUACCUGGCAUCUCUUGUCAGCAACCUCUUGUGGUUUGUGUCUCAGGUUCAGCUAACAAAUGUGGACUCAGGGUCUUUGAUACUUGUAGCAAUCACACACAAGGUGGCUGAGGUUUUGCAGGUGAUUCAGCUGCCCCUGAAGAAACUAUGUAAAUACUUUAGUGUUUUUGCUCAUUGUUUUUUUUAAAUAAAAAUUGUCUGUUCUCAUAGCAGUACACUUAAGAAUGUGAAUUUCUACCUGUUUCUUUCUCAGAAGCUGUCAGUCUUUUGCAUGCAUUCUUGUGCCAUUCUCCUUAUGAUGCUGCUAGUGGUAACACAGCUGCACUCUGGUCAUGACCUUGCAUAAUGAAAAUGACCUUUAUAUUUCGUUAGUGUCUGCACUUGAAGAGGGGGAAGGAGGAAAAAAACACAACCUAGGUUUUGUUUUUGAAAACUGUACCAUUUAUUAAAGUGCAACCUGGGGGCAUGGUCUUACAGCAGUGUCCCAGUGGCAGAGGGAAAAAGGUACAUACCCCUUCCCUUAAAGUGAAUCUAGAACAACGAAGCUGGAAAGAACUUCCUUUUAAAGGUGGAAACACUUUUAUUAACCAAAUGGCACAAGAAGCUUUAGACAGUUUUCCCUAAGAGGGCUGCACUUGCAUACUAAAAGGAAUAAUAUGACCAGUUCCUUGGGCAAGGGGUGAUGUCAGGCCCCUUCAGGGUCUCUUCCCCCAGGCAGUCCUCUCAGGAACAGAACCUGACAUCCCUUAAGUCAGCCACUGCCUCCUGAUACCCAGCAGAAGCCUAGUGGAAGAUUUCUCCAACAUACACGCAUCAGAGUCAGUCUCAUUAGACUUUGCUACUUCAAUCAAGUGGGUUUUAGCUUGAUGCUUGAAUAAAAGCUUAUACUGCAAGUUAAAAAUGGGGAGAUACCCCCUAAAGGUAUAGCAAUAAGAUGCAUCCUCUGCAGCUUGUUCUGUCCAAAUCAGUAGUGUUUCCUUGCCUCCCCUGCAAAUACUGCAGGGAGAUCAAAAGCAGCUUCCACUGGAAGCUCACUGUAGCUCCCUCUCCUACAGCAUACCCAUAGACUUCUAGCUAGGAGGAAGCAAGUCAGCCUACCUAAGAGACGGAGACAGGGUCAGCUCUGAUUAGAGAAAAAAGCGAUCAAGUCAUCUGAGUGGGGCGGUGAAGCUGAGCGGUGUGUUCUGGUUCCUCUGGAUGUAUUGGUAACACCACAGCCCAUCCCUUCCGAGCUGCUGCAGGUUUCACUCCCCAGCCGAAUACACAAGCUGAGAGCAUUCACAGCAGCAGCCCAGCCCAGGAGCCAUGGCAUAAAGCCAGCCCUGUGCUCCCUGCUCUGGAGGGGGCUCAUGAGCUGGUGGUACUAGUGUGAAUACUGGUGGAUUAAAUGCUAACCCUGCCCGCCCCCCCCCCCCUUUUUCUUCUUUGCAUGGCAAUACCUAGCUCACACUUUGAAGCGCAGCACAGAUGCACACAAAGCGCCGCUGCUCCUGUAACCGCCCUAGGUCUGAAACUAGGCAGACCGAGCCACGUGGCAGUCCUGCACAACUUCCACCAUCAGCAGGAACAGGACAUAACGUGCCUCCCCUCACCAUGUUUCACUGGAAACACGCUCUCCUCUUGUGCAACCUGCUGGAGUACAAAAUGCAUACAGGUGGGUCACCUUUCACUGUGGGUCUGGAAUGAGGCGGCCUGAUGAAGGCCUGUGCUAUACAUACCCACGGCCGCUGUGGGGGGAAGGGUAGGGGAGGUGCUCACUUCUCUCCCUCCCCCCAAAAUGUUUCACAGCAAAAGACUAAAGUACAGGCUCAGAUACAAAGUUUGUAGCAUGAGCAUGUGCUGGUUCAGUGAACGAAAGCCUAUGCUGCCAGAAGCACUUCUACUUUAGCCAGGAUAACAACAUCUACCUUACUAGGGCUUUGCUACUCCUACCACACCACUGUGGCUACAGGUAGGGAAGGCUUUAUGCUCUUGGAUCGUUUUUGUCUACUACAGUCAUUACAAUGAAAAAAGACUAAGCUGCUCAACUUCACUACUUUUUUUUUUCCCCUCCAUUUGUGCCCAUCAGAAAGCCUAGGUUAGUUUAAAAAUACAGUCCAAAUCAUUAGGCUAGCUGCGAUCAGAGCUACAUGAAAGGAAAACAGGCUUCCCGCAGCACAACAUGCCCUAUGCAAAAGUGCUCAGCACUACAGCUGCCAGCCUGCCCUUGAGCUGCAGACCCCAGAGCACAGACCACCCCCCCCCAGCCCAGACGCGGAUCAGGCAGGUUGGACAAAGCCAACUGUGAGCACCACACCAGCAGGCACAGCAUCAUCCAUCCCACACUUAAACUGGCAUCCAAAACCCAGUACGACACAACAGCAACUGCACUUCUGCUUCGUCGGCUGCUGUUCAGGCAGGUAAGUACCAGGAGCAGGCAGGUGCUUAACGGGUCAAAGCUGAACAGUCUGCAAGCGUGUGCUGCUCUCCUGGCUCUAGCUUGCUCCUUCAUUGGGCCAGCUCUAGUACUUUAAGCAGCAGUUCUCGUCAAUAUUUAGGCAGCCACGUUAUCCCUAGGAGCCUCUCCUGCCCUAUUCAAGGGGCGCAGGAGCCUGCCCUGCGCUCACGCAGCGCACAGCUGCCCGCUGUGCUCCUUACGUCCCUAACUCGGGCCAUGCUCCCAAGCUGAGUCUCGGCUGUGUCCAGAGGCACUCCAGAGGGCAGCAUUUCACACAUUUUGCAGCUCCAGCCCUUUGUUUUAUCUCAGCUCGAUGUGCUGCAGCCCAGGAUAAGGUGAAGAAGAAAGAACGGGUCUAAGGUAGAUACUUCGUUAAGGUACAGGCCACUCAAGGACAUAAUCGAGGCACUUUUGGGAAGGGGAUAAGUAACACAAAUGGGAGCAAUUCUAUAUGCCUUUUCUUAAGUAUAUAGCUACUGCCUUUGCCAGCUGCAAGAGAGGUUGCAUCAUGAAGUUCAGGGUAAAUAGACCGUGCCAUUUAGGAUUACUUUACUAUACUCAAAGAUAGGAAAAAGCGCUUCCAUUUUCUAGUUCAUGCCUGCAACAGAGCAUGGAGCCUGGCACUCAAGUCAGUAAGAACGCUGCUGUCUGAGCCUACACAGCCCCGCUGGUGACUUCCAAAGGGCCUGUUCCAGCUCUGACCACAGGACUCCAACCUCAGUAGAAUCCAAGUUCAUAACCAACCCUUCUAGCUAGUGGAGUGUUCCUAGAGGAAAGAGAAAUACAUGACAGAUUUUCUUUCUAAACACACAGGGGGACGGGGGAAGAAAAGGUACAAAUGCUUCUUGAAUUGUCAAAUCUAUAAGACCCUAAAGAUGGGAAGAAAACAAGAAGGGGCCACUCAACCAAAUUACAAAGCAGUGCAGCUGAUGCAAAACACCAGGUAUUCAAAGCUUUCACACCACCAUGAAAAUGCUUAACAACAACCACAACAUUUCUUUUCCUUACUACCGCUGCUGCCUUCUUCAAACUACUGCGUACAGAAAAAGAUGCUUACUUAAUGUCCCAUCAGGCUCCUCACAUCAGUAAGCUAGGGACUUUUCCCUAGCAGAUUUAUUGUCAUCUGUCCUGUACUCAUCUCCUACACUACUAGUAAAAUAACCACAUACAGAGAAGAGCCAAAGACAGAGAAGAGCCAAAGGAACAACUUGCCCCCCCCCCCCCCCCAAAUUGCACACAAGUUAUCCAUCAUAUCCAAAAAAAAAACAUCUCUGCUUCAGAGUGGAUUUAGGUACUUGUGCAUAACCCACUGAGCAGCUGCAGAUGGGGCAUUUCCCAAACAGGUGCCUCACCUUCAGUAAGGAGAUGGGGUUAAGAACAGCCCCAUUCCCAGCAGCAACGUGCCCGGCAAGGACACAAAGCCACCAGCAAAGCAGCAGGCGGGGAGGCCUCUCCUGCCUCACCAGGCAAUAAAGCAGCCCUUUCCACCUGGCACCAGCCUUCUACCCUCAGAGCUCACACCACUCAUCAAUAAACACUGUUGUGACACGUGAAACGAAGCAAAACUGUAAACACUUGCAUGUCUGUGACAAAAGGAGCAUAAAGACGCCUCUCCCCAGAGAGGAAAGCCCCCAUGAGGUACCAAGAGGGAGAACUUCGAUGGAAGAAGGCCGGCACGGCACAGCAAUGAGAGGGCACAUGAAAAGAU
This is a messenger RNA of Cygnus olor (mute swan), 5848 nucleotides long. It is a transcript of the gene BID, whose product is annotated as BH3 interacting domain death agonist. The record is from RefSeq and is a predicted model, not a curated record. Gene Ontology annotation, cellular component: mitochondrion; cytosol; cytoplasm. Gene Ontology annotation, biological process: positive regulation of extrinsic apoptotic signaling pathway; positive regulation of release of cytochrome c from mitochondria; apoptotic mitochondrial changes. The coding region runs from base 395 to 976 and encodes 193 amino acids. NCBI's taxonomy places the organism in Eukaryota, Metazoa, Chordata, Aves, Anseriformes, Anatidae. The transcript is spliced from 7 exons.